This is a messenger RNA of Cephus cinctus (wheat stem sawfly), 1199 nucleotides long. RefSeq lists its product as uncharacterized. The record is from RefSeq and is a predicted model, not a curated record. The coding region runs from base 45 to 1178 and encodes 377 amino acids. The transcript is spliced from 10 exons. Lineage: Eukaryota; Metazoa; Arthropoda; Insecta; Hymenoptera; Cephidae.
GUGAUCGGUGAACUCAAUGACGUGUCCAUGAUUUUAUCUGAAAUAUGUCUCAUUCUCGAAAAAGUCAAAAAUCCGAAAAAAUCGGUACUCCUAGAAAAUUAUGUACCGACUCUUCGGCCAAGUCUAACCUGAUACAUUACCAAUUAUCGAACAACCUGUUUAUUAAGUCUGGCUGGACGAUAUUACCGGUGGACAGGACCGUACGUAAGAUCGUACGGUACCAGGCGCAAGCGUCGAAGCCACGUGUUAAUUGGAGGGAAAGGUACAAGGAAAAAAGUUAUUACGACAAUGGUACAAUUUUGUGGAACCCACGUAAAGACGGCACUGCCGAAAUUUUUUAUCCGAAUGGUAAAACAGCAUUGAAGAUUUCACGGCCGACGGGAAGAGCAUACGAUAUAUAUACCGUCUUCACACCGGGAGAUAAAGAUGCUUUUGGUCUUUCACGAGGUUCCUUGAUCCUUGCUGUUUUUGACACUAUGGGUGAAGGAGUGGUAUUUGGCGAAGAUGGUCGUACGCGUCUCACUUAUAAUCAAAAUGGUGGUGUGUACCUGGAUAAUCCCACGGGAGUGCCGUUUACCUGGUUCUGGAAUAAUUAUCAAGGGAAAUCUGUCAGUUUUAAUCUUUACUCGGAAGUUUCAGUCGCUCAUUUGGUUGAUGAUCUACGCGAUACCAAUCAGACGUCCAGCAGAACCAAAAGUCCAAAAUCUGGAAAAACGGAGGAUAACAAGAAACAGGAUGAAUCAAACACUAACGAAGUUACGGACAACUUUUCUAAAGUCAAGUUACAGCCAAUAAAGGACAGACGAAUGGACAUCCUGGCGCCAGUCAAGACAAUUUGUCUAAAGUUGAAUGGAUACUUAAGCUUAAGGAUCCUCGACCGUAGGAAUGUCAGCCUGCGCUUCUUUGCUGGUAAUAAAAGCGUCCGAAUCGAGCUCGGCGUCGAAUUAAAUCCAAGAAAAGAACUUUUUUCAUAUUUCGUGGAUUCCUCAAAUUGGGUUCAAGAGAUGCUCAAAUGUAGAUUCAUUGAGAAACCACCAGAAAUUAUAGGGCCGAAGAGCAGCCUGCAGGAAAUAUCGCGAGAGUAUGAAAAAUUGAAAAAAACUGUAUCAAAAAAUAAAAAAAUUAGGUCUAAAUACAAUAAUCACGUAUACAAAAUGGGUUCGUAUGACGAUAAAUAAAGAUAACAGUGUGUCGCGAGA